Sphaeroforma arctica JP610 is the source of this 687-nucleotide messenger RNA. RefSeq lists its product as hypothetical. NCBI's taxonomy places the organism in Eukaryota, Ichthyosporea, Ichthyophonida. The transcript has 2 exons. Bases 1 to 687 code for a protein of 228 amino acids. The record is from RefSeq and is a predicted model, not a curated record.
AUGGUCAACGGGGCCAUGGCCCGGCUAUCUGGAGGUUACCGUUCACCCGCGCUUUUUGGUGCCGUAAUCGACGCCGUAUCGGGAUUUGUUGAUACGGUAACGGACGCCGUAGACGGCAUUCCGUUUGUAGAAACCGCCGUGUCCUUGGCCCUGCGUCCCGUUACCGGUGCACUAGAAACAGUUGACCGUGUGGUGAACGAAGUGGAGAAUGUGGUGGGGGCUAUCAACUACAUUGCCGGAAAUGAUGAGACUGUGGAGGACACCGGGAGUAGCGGUGGGAGUGAGAGCUGCCCCGGUUGCCCGGCGGCCUGGAUGGGGGACGGAUUCUGUGACGACGGUUGCUUUACGGCAUCCUGCGGCUUCGAUCUGGGGGACUGUGACGGGGUGACUGCAUCUGAGUCGGACUGUGCGUACGGAUGUUUCGACUACUACAUUGCAGACGGUAUCUGCGAUGUAGCAUGCAAUGUAGCCGGCUGUUCCUACGACGGUGGCGACUGUGAUGCGCCAGCCAGCAAGUACUGUCACCUGACACACGUCAGCGACACGGUCCCGGGGUAUCUAACCGUGGGUAACGGCGGCGAUCUGCUCAUGACACUAGAGAAGCCUACUGUGCGUUGGUACAUUGACUACGUGAACACUGAGUCUUUCCGUCUGAGUCACAAUGGCUUGUACAUGGAUGCAGGGUGA